Messenger RNA from Fraxinus pennsylvanica, 780 nucleotides. NCBI's taxonomy places the organism in Eukaryota, Viridiplantae, Streptophyta, Magnoliopsida, Lamiales, Oleaceae. The record is from the annotation of a GenBank genome assembly.
AUGUGCCUGACUCCCUCUAAAUUCAGCCAAGGUUUCAGUAAACCGUUACUGAUUUCUACCUCCUUCAGCAGUAGAGCUUCUUUCCAGUGUCGUUGCAUCAAACAUCAAGGCGGCCCAAAAGGCACUGAGGGGUUCUCUGUCCUAGAAUCAGACACCCCAUGUGAUGUUGGGAGUAUAUGGAGCUCUAUGGGUUUUUAUGUGUUCAGUAUCCACGUUCCUUUGAGCUUUGGCAGUUUAUCUGUGGCUGCCAAGGUAUUGCAUCAAACUGUUCUUGAUCCACAGAUUCAGGCAUUGUUGAUACUUGCAAUUCAAACUUUGGAGCUCAGUAUAGUUUUGCUUCUAUUUAAGUUUCCUGGAAAGCCUAAGCAUAGACUUUUAGACUUCUUUCAAGUUAACAAGGUGUCGAAUGGAAGGAACUGGUUGCUGGGAUCACUGCUUGGAUUUGGAUUUCUUGUUUCAUUGGUUUUCGUUACUUCAAUUCUUGCUGACAGAUUGAUAGGGCCCAAGGAUGUCAACAAUCCCUUUCUCAAGGAAAUUCUGUCGACUGGCUCAAGCUCUACAAUGGCCUGCAUUCUCGUCUAUUGCAAUGUCACUCCCUUACUGGAAGAAGUUGUCUACAGAGGUUUUUUGUUGACGUCGCUUGCCUCCACAAUGAAAUGGCACCAAGCAGUUGCAAUCAGCUCUCUCAUCUUCAGUGCAGCGCAUUUCUCUGCAGUUAAGACUGGUGAAGAGUUUCAAUUGGGGAUAAUGGAAAACAAUUCCCUUCGAAUUGCACAAUAA